CACUGUGCUUGUUCUCCGGUAUGUCCCGCAGCCCCACAGUCCCUGGGUGAGUUUUUCUGAACCAGUCGGGACUGUGAGGUUUGGACCUGCCGGGUGGUUUAAGAGUACGGACGGACUACUUGGGCUAAGGAGUUUCUUAGAAGAGUUAUUGACUCCGUGGACCAGACACACCGACACACCGACAGACAGGAGGGCAGUGCCAUGGUUGGGGCUCCAGGGACAGUUCAGAGCCCAGCACCAGAGACAGCAGAGUGUGUGAAGACACGGAGCCCCAGGGCGAGGCGGGUGCGUGGAAAGGACACGGAGAUUCGCUGGUUCCGUCACCUCUGGGCAGAAGUUUGACCCGGGUAGCACUUGGCCGCUCGCACACCCACCUACCCACCCACCCCCUCAUCCCGCCAUGCUGCUGGGAGACGACCUUUGCCCAUCUUCCCGGUGGGCUGCUUGGCGGGAAGGCCCGACCCCGGGGGCGGGGGCGAGGUGAGGCGUGUCCGUCCACAGCGAGGCUGAGGGGCGGGAAAGCGCAGAGGACGCCCUGUCGGUCCCGCCUUCCUAGGGGACCCAACACACUUCACUUUCUUGGAUUCUCCGCUCCCUGGGACCAACAGGCCCAAGCCACCCUGCCCCGGCGCCUCACUCCCGACUGCGUGGGCGAGAGCGGGUGCGGUGGGGCAGAGACUCCGCAGUCUCUCUGGAGAGGCAAAGUGCCGCAUCCACCCUUAGACUUGAGCUGCGGGCGUCUGGGAGGGCGGACGGCAGAGCCCGGGCCUGGGCUGUCCGUGCUCCCAUCGGCAACGCGGCGGGACUGCGUGCGUCACUGGAACCGCUUUUAGAAUCUUUACCAAUGGAGGCUUUUGUUUCUCGACCUCAGACCUGCCUUCAACUGGCAUUCUCUUGCCUUUUAGAAGCAAACCAAAAAGCCAGCCUUUGAGACUGAUUCUCACAGCGAGGCAGGUCAGCCGCGGUCACGCUGGCGCGCUGGGCGCAGCCGGCCUGUGGUCUGCAGUGUCACCUGACCUGAAGGGGACCCAUCCCGUGCCCGGGCACCCGGCCCGCCAGGCCUCCGACAACACAGCGGGGCAUCUUAAGAGAUCCAGUAACUUUAGUAAAGCGCGCAGCGGGUGCUCUACAAAGCUGGGCAUCAAGACAAGCUCAAACUCCAUGGCAGAGCAGCCGAGCUGUGAGUCAGGGCUGGGUGGAUGCUUAAUGUCAUGGACUGACUGGCUGGAGCUGUCAUUGCUCAUUAAAGGGUGACACAAGGCCUCAACCGGAGGGGAGAUCACUGCUGCGCUCAGCCUCUGCCGACCGUCUCUUCCCGCAGCGGGCAGCAGUGACACUGAAGGCAUCAGUGUGUGGAGAACAAGUGACUGGCUGCUGAGCCCCACACUGGACACCCACAGCAACCCCCCCCCCCCCAAGCUUAAGGCCACCCUGGGCUACAUAACAAGUCCCAGGCUAGCCAGCCUGCCUCAAAGAUAUCUCUCAGGGCCAAGAUGCUGGGACAUCUGUAAAAAUAAGAACUUGUCUCCACAGCAGACUUCUGGGUUAGGCUAACUUCAGGGCGGUGGUGGCCCCAGGCCGGCCGGCGCUGUUAGUCCCACCUGGCACGGGAGGCAGAGGCAGGGGGUCUGGGUUUGAGGCCAGCCUGGUCCACUGAGGGAGUUCUAGGAUAGCCAAGGCUACACAGAGAAACCCUAUCUGGAAAAACCAGAGACAGGAAGACGGGGGAGGGGGUAAGGUCAGGCUGAGGGAGCCGAGUGGGCUGAGUUUGAACACCAGCUCUGGGCACCAUGGUGUGAGCGGUGUACACGCAUGUGCAAGGGCUCCUGUGCGGUCCAGCAGAGAGUCAGGCCAUGGAGUCGGCUCUGUCUUCUGUGCAGAGGAACAGGAAGAACAGGUUGCGGGCCUGAGGAGCCUGUGCCCUCUCAUGGCUGUUGUGUUUCCCCUUCGGUAUGAGCUUUGGGGUGAGCAAGUUUAAUGCUCCCUUUUAGGAAGAAAGCUACGACUGGCUCCCGUGAAAGCUGCUGGCCCUGAGACGCACACAGACUUGGCAGUUAUGGGGAAAUUAGACAGUUUAAAUAUAUCUCUUCUUCCAUUUUUUCUUUUGGUUUUUGUUUGUGUAAUGAAAGGUCAGACAAGUACGUGAACUGGUUUUCUGGGGAGCCUCAACAGCAACACCUUAACACUUGCAGCCUCAGCCCUCCAGCCUACCCUGGACGCCUCACAAAUGCGUUGUUUCUGAAAACAGAGCCUCCUCAGUCUGCUGUCAAGGGACUGGGUAAUUGUUUUGCUCAGCAGGGCUCCGGCUAGGGUUUCUCCCAGCCUGUAUAUCCUCCUAGGAAAAGGUGUCACUGACACCGGAGUGAGGAGAAAGAAGAGAAUCGGAGGGGAGCAUCGUCUUCAAGAGAGGAAGGGUCAGAGCACCCGAGGCCUGCUGGAGAGGGUGAGGGCCCAGGCAGGGCCCGCGCUCUCAUGGAGGAGGGAGGACGUGCAGGGCCGCAGACGCCCGCCCUGGCCGAGGUCGGCUCCGCCUGGCGUGGUCAGCCCCACUGCAGCCCCCUCCAGCUCUUCGGGAUGCAGGCGGCCAGGCUGCUGCUGCUGCUGGGGCUGGCAUGCACGGCGCAGGGGCUCUGCUCGCCCACCGUCUUCUACAGAGGCUGCUGGAUCCGCCGCUUCCCGGGGCUGCGGCUGGACCUGGAGGAGUCGCAGAAGCUGGGCGCCCAGUUCCUCAGGUACUACUCGGAGAACACCGGCCAGCGCUGCAGCCGGAGCUGCUGCCUGCGGAAGGACGUUUCCUGUAACGUGGCCGUCUUCUUCCACGACCCGAUCCACGACAACGUCAACUGCCUCCACGUGCACUGCCCGACGCUGGAGAGCUGCAUCCUGGGCCCCGGGGCUGGCGCCGUGCUGUACAACGUGACAGCAGGCCGGGACCCCGACCUGCUGGUGUUUGAGCACUCCUCUCCCGCACACCUCCACACCCGCUCCUCGGCCGAGCGGUGGGAGCGACUGUGGAUGCUGAAGGCGAUGAGUGCAGGUCACGCAGGCAUGCAUGCCGACGAGGUAAAGCUCGCAGGGCCUUCUGCAGAGGCUGCAGUGUCAUCUGCACCCCUCGACCUGCGUGCAGGCACAGGCUAUUUCGGGAGCUCAAGCACAGCCGUGGUGAGCAGCUCGGCAUCGGUUGGGGUGUCUGCGGCCUGGAGGGCCAGCACGGCGGUGUCUCGCAGCGCACACUUGCCCCGAAGUGCAGCCGAGCCCCCCUCUCCCUCCUCCGGGCCGGCACACGUGACUCAGCGGCCCAGCCGCCCCCUAUUCAGCGCGAGCGGGCUAGCCCUGACCGCAGCACAGGGGGCCCCAGGGGCCAGCCACACGAGCGAGGGCAGCACUUGGGGGUGUGUGGGGUGGCUGGCCUCCGCAGCCCUCGGUGCGGCCACCAUGGUCAGCCUCUGCUGUGUGCUCACACGGGUGUGCAGAGGCCGAGGGGAGCGCUGGUUUCACCUGGGACAGCGAGAGGCAGGGCCCGGGGCCGAGCACGGCACAGACACGUGGAAGGAUGAGGCCGGGCACAACACAGUCACACAGAAGGACGAGGCCGGCAACGAGCGGGGCACACCCAGGGAGGGGCUCUAAGGUGGAGCCUGGCUAGGGCUCCACUGUUGGCUCUGUAAGAAAACAGCAUUGAGGUAGAAAUAAAGCUGCAGAUUCCAGGGCCAAGGCUGGGGCCAAGGCUAGGGCCGGCUGCUGUCCACUUCCGGAAGAGAGGUGGGAGGGGAUCACAAGUCACCCUCAGCUAGUGCAAAGCCAGCCUGGCCUGCUGGAGACCCUGUCCUUAAAAGAAAAGGCCGGGGGAGAGGUCACCGGGGGCCUGGCUCACACGCCACUGCUCAGUAACUGUUACUGUUAGAUGUGAUGAAACUGGUAGAGGGUGCAAAGGAGCAUGAGCAGUGUCGGCUGCAAGCGAGCACUUCCUGCUUUUCAGGCGCCCUGGAUUAGUGCUCCCGGCCCUUGACCCACAGGGUGCAAGGAGAGCAAACUCCGCAAGCUGUGCUCUGACCUCCAAGAGUGCUGGGGUGUGGGCAGGCGCGUGCACGCACAGUAGCAGAUGUGAUGGGGUGUCCACCACAGGAACGAACGCACGUGCACACACGGAAUAUGCAGGGAUGUGCUCACACGCCGUAAUGCAAGUGAGAGAAUACCCACCAUAUGCACAGAUGCAACUUGCACGUGUGCACACACGCACGGCAGUGUGCACACACAUAAGAAAGCCUGUCUACUGCUGUACUGAGCAAAAUAAAAACUGGAUUAAAAACCUU
Psammomys obesus (fat sand rat) is the source of this 4313-nucleotide messenger RNA. RefSeq names its product MANSC domain containing 4 (gene Mansc4). The record is from RefSeq and is a predicted model, not a curated record. Bases 2473 to 3630 code for a protein of 385 amino acids. The transcript has 3 exons. Lineage: Eukaryota; Metazoa; Chordata; Mammalia; Rodentia; Muridae.